AUGCCGUUUGGGCUUAAGAAUGCAGGAGCAACUUAUCAGAGAUUGAUGGACAGAGUCUUUGAAAAACAAGUAGGGGGUAACAUGGAAAUUUAUGUGGAUGAUAUGGUGGUCAAAUCAGAAGAAAUGGGCGGUCAUUGUAUGGACUUGGCUGAAGCUUUUGGAGAAAUCAGGAAGCAUAACAUGCGUUUGAAUCCAGAAAAAUGUUCUUUUGGGAUUCAAAGUGGAAAAUUCUUGGGCUUUAUGAUUACUCGAAGAGGCAUUGAAGUUAACCCAGACAAAUGCAAAGCGAUUUUGGAAAUGCAAAGCCCGACAUCAGUAAAGGAGGUGCAGAAGCUUACAGGAAGGAUUGCAGCUUUGUCACGGUUUUUACCAUGCUCGGGAAGCAAGGCGGCCCCAUUCUUUCAAUGCUUGAGGAAGAACAAAGUUUUCCAAUGGACAGAUAAAUGCGAACAGGCGUUCCAAAAGUUAAAGGAGCACCUAGCUAAGCCUCCCAUAUUGUCAAAGUCGAUUCCAGGUAUUCCAUUAUCAAUUUUCAUUUCCAUAUCAGAUAAUGCUGUGAGUUCUGUCUUGUUGCAAGAGUGCAAGGAUGAAUUGAAAAUCAUAUAUUUUGUGAGUCAUGCUUUACAAGGAGCCGAAGCGAGGUAUCAAAAAAUAGAAAAGGCUGCGUUAGCUUUGGUUAUCACCGCCCGAAAAUUGAGACUUUAUUUUCAAGGUUUUCAAAUAAAAGUCAAAACUGACUUCCCACUCCGCCAAGUAUUGCAAAAGCCUGACUUGGCAGGGCGAAUGGUUUCAUGGGCUGUAGAAUUGUCUAAGUUUGGUAUUGUAUUUGAGAAGAAAGGACAGGUAAAGGCCCAGGGUUUGAUAGAUUUUGUGAAUGAAAUGUCUCCAGAAGAUCGAAUAUCAGAAGAGGUGGAGUGGGUUUUGUCUGUUGAUGGUUCAUCAAAUUUGAAAGGAAGUGGAGCUGGUGUAGUUUUGGAGGGACCAGGCGGAGUAAUUAUUGAACAAUCUCUCAAGUUUGACUUUAAGGCGAGCAACAAUCAAGCGGAAUAUGAAGCAAUAAUAGCAGGGGUGAGGCUUGCCAUGGAGAUGAAUGUACGCUGUAUUGUAAUAAAAACUGAUUCCCAGCUUGUAGCAAAUCAGAUAAAGGGAGAUUAUCAGGCGAAGGAUGUUCAGUUGGCUAAGUAUUUGGUAAAGGUUCAAGAAUUGUUGAAGCAGAUGGACAAGUUUCAGGUAAAUCAUGUUCCAAGAGAGGAAAAUACAAGGGCUGACAUAUUAUCCAAACUAGCAAGCACAAAGAAACCAGGUAACAACAAGUCUGUGAUUCAAGAGACUUUGAAGGGUCCAAGUGUGAAGGAGGAUGAUGUUGUGAUGGCAACGGGCGAAGCAACUCUAGAUUGGAUGGAUAGAAUUCGAAUGUGUCUGGAAGCGGAUGGAUCAGACUUAGCUCUAUUUUCAAAGGAUCAGAUUCGAGAAGCGAGUCGCUACACAAUGAUGGGUGGACAACUUUACAAAAGGGGUGUUGGAGUUCCACUGUUAAGAUGUGUUAGUAAAGAGGAUGCAGAAAGAAUUAUGUUUGAGAAAUGUGAAAAGUGUCAAGUUUUUGCUGAUCUUCAUAAGGCGCCUCCCGAAGUUUUAAGUUCAAUGAGUUCUUCGUGGCCAUUUGCAAUGUGGGGCGUAGAUAUUUUGGGUCCAUUCACUCCAGCGGGGGCACAGGUCAAGUUUGUUCUAGUGGCAGUGGAUUAUUUCACGAAAUGGAUUGGAGUAGAGUCAAUGGCAAAGAUCACAGCUGAAAGGGUUAAGAAAUUUUAUUGGAGGAAGAUAAUAUGCAGGUUUGGAGUGCCAGCAACCAUUGUUUCUGAUAAUGGAACACAGUUUACAAGCAGGAAGGUCAGAGAUUUUUGUGCAGAGAUGGGGAUUGAAAACAGGUUCGCCUCAGUGGAACACCCACAAUCUAUUGGGCAGGUUGAAGCAACAAACAAGGUGAUUUUGAAUGGUGUGAAGAAGAGAUUGGGCGAAGCAAAGGGAUUAUGGGCUGAUGAAUUGAUCACAGUGGUUUGGGCUUACAACACAACACCCCAAUCCACUACUGGAGAAACACUUUUCAAGCUUGCUUACGGAGUUGACGCGAUGAUUCCAGUGGAAAUACAAGACAUGACUUUUCGAGUGGCAGCAUAUGAAGAGAACCAAAAUCGAGAAAAUGUUCUAGUGGAUUUGAAUUUGGCGGACGAGGUGAAGGCAGAAGUUCGUUUAAGGGAGGCUGCAGUCAAACAAAGGUCAGAAAGGCGUUAUAACACUCGAGUGGUUCAUAGGAGCAUGAAAGUGGGCGAUUUGGUAUUGCGCAGAAAGGCAAAGAGUUCAACUGAUUCAAAGCUGACACCUAACUGGGAAGGUCCAUAUAGAGUUCUGCGUGAUUUGGGAGAAGGGGCUUACCAUUUGGAGGAGUUAUCUGGGCGCAGGGUUCCAAGAGCAUGGAAUGCACAACACUUGCGUUACUACUACAGUUGA
This is a messenger RNA of Lotus japonicus, 2505 nucleotides long. RefSeq lists its product as uncharacterized. Gene Ontology annotation, biological process: DNA integration. The record is from RefSeq and is a predicted model, not a curated record. The transcript is spliced from 2 exons. Gene Ontology annotation, molecular function: RNA-DNA hybrid ribonuclease activity; nucleic acid binding. The coding region runs from base 1 to 2505 and encodes 834 amino acids. NCBI's taxonomy places the organism in Eukaryota, Viridiplantae, Streptophyta, Magnoliopsida, Fabales, Fabaceae.